CCUCGCUAUGAUGUACCGGGGGUUCAACGCCGACUACGAGGCAUCCUCCUCCCGGUGCAGCAGCGCUUCCCCGGCGGGGGAUAACCUCUCUUCUUAUUACCACUCCCCAGCGGACUCCUUCUCCAGCAUGGGCUCCCCUGUCAACGCCCAGGAUUUCUGCACAGAUCUGGCUGUUUCCAGUGCCAACUUUAUACCCACAGUGACUGCCAUUUCCACCAGCCCAGACCUGCAGUGGCUAGUCCAGCCCACCCUCAUCUCUUCCGUGGCACCCUCUCAGACCCGAGCCCAUCCCUAUGGGGUUUCCGCUCCUGCAGCUGGUACUGGUGCUUAUGCCAGGGCUGGCAUCGUGAAGACCACAGGAGGCAGAGGACAGAGCAUUGGCAGGAGGGGCAAAAUUGAACAGCUGUCUCCAGAAGAAGAGGAGAAGAGAAGGAUCAGGAGGGAAAGGAACAAGAUGGCUGCAGCCAAAUGCCGAAACCGAAGGAGAGAACUGACUGACACCCUCCAAGCGGAGACGGACCAGCUGGAGGACGAGAAGUCCGCCCUGCAGACCGAGAUCGCCAACCUGCUGAAGGAGAAGGAGAAGUUAGAGUUCAUCCUGGCGGCCCACCGGCCCGCCUGCAAGAUCCCAGAUGACCUGGGUUUCCCGGAGGACGUGGCGGCCUCCUCCCUCGACCUCAGCGGGUGCCUGCCGGAAGCCGUCACCCCGGAAUCGGACGAGGCCACCUUCCACCUGCCCCUCUUACAGGAGCCCGAGCCCAAGCCCGCCCCGGAGCCGGGCAAGAACGGCUCCGGCCUGGAGCUGAAGGCCGAGCCCUUCGACGACUUCCUCUUCCCGGCUUCGGCCAGGGGCUCCGAAACCGCCCGCUCGGUGCCGGACGUGGACCUGGCCGGCUCCUUCUACGCGGCGGACUGGGAGCCCCUGCACGGCGGCUCCCUGGGGAUGGGCGCGGCGGCCGAGCUAGAGCCUCUGUGCACGCCCGUGGUCACCUGCACCCCCACGUGCAGCACGUACACGUCUUCCUUCGUCUUCACCUACCCCGAGGCCGACUCCUUCCCCAGCUGCGCCGCGGCCCACCGGAAGGGCAGCAGCAGCAACGAGCCCUCAUCUGACUCGCUCAGCUCUCCGACCCUGCUGGCUCUGUGAGCUGAGGAGGUGAGACAGGGCGGGGGGCUCGGCCCCGCCGCCGCUGCCGCCACCGGAGCUUCUGCGUUGCAAAAAGGAGAAAUCCGUCUUCCCGCCGGGGUUCUUGUGGACCCAGGGAGGACAAGUAUAUCUGUGCGUGCAUCAAAGCGGGCCCUGAGCCUCUCAAGGACACGGAUGAAUCCCACACGUGGACCGGCGUCCUUACCUCUUCCAGAGAUGUAGCAAAACGCAUGGAGUGUGUAUCGUUCCCAGUGACACAUCAGAGAGCUGGUAGUUAGUAGCAUGUUGAGCCAGGCCCGGGUCUGUGUCUCUCUCUCUCCCUCUCUGUUUUUCUCCGUAGUCUCCUCAUAGCAUUAACUGAUCUCUUGGGUUCAUUAAUGGAAUUAACCCGGUGCUGGAUAUUUCCAAAUUGUAUCUAGUGCAGCUGAUUUUAACAAUAACUACUGUGUUCCUGGCAAUAGUGUGUUCCGAGGAUUAGACCUGACCAAUGUUAAGAAAAGAUCUGACUUUAUUUUCUCGUAGUUAGCGACGAAUAGCUAUAUCCAUGUACUGUAGUUUUCUUCGACAUCCAUUGUAACGUUACUGAUCAUGCAUUGUUGAGGUGGUCUGAAUGUUCUGACAUUAACAGUUUUCCAUGAAAACGUUUUUAUUGUGUUUUUAAUUUAUUUAUUAAGAUGGAUUCUCAGAUAUUUAUAUUUUUAUUUUAUUUUUUUCUACCUUGAGGUCUUUUGACAUGUGGAAAGUGAAUUUGGAUGAAAUUUUAAGCAUUGUUUGCUUAUCGUUCCGAGACAUUGUCAAUAAAAAGCAUUUAAGUCGAAUGCGA
Tachyglossus aculeatus (Australian echidna) is the source of this 1970-nucleotide messenger RNA. It is a transcript of the gene FOS, whose product is annotated as Fos proto-oncogene, AP-1 transcription factor subunit. The coding region runs from base 8 to 1147 and encodes 379 amino acids. The transcript is spliced from 4 exons. NCBI's taxonomy places the organism in Eukaryota, Metazoa, Chordata, Mammalia, Monotremata, Tachyglossidae. Gene Ontology annotation, cellular component: nucleus. The record is from RefSeq and is a predicted model, not a curated record. Gene Ontology annotation, molecular function: DNA-binding transcription factor activity, RNA polymerase II-specific; RNA polymerase II cis-regulatory region sequence-specific DNA binding. Gene Ontology annotation, biological process: regulation of transcription by RNA polymerase II.